AAUAGAACGUCCCCACCUACUUCUUCGGUCUGAGAGCCACGUCUUUCCGCGUGAAACCCACCCCGUCGAAUCGGAGACGGAGAUCGUCGCUCUGUCGAUCCAAUCGAAGCGAUCCGCUUCCGCACCUCAACGUCGUCGCCUUCCUAACCGGCAGACAUGGCUGAGGACCGCUACAACAGGAGGAACCCGGCAGUCAAGCGGAUCCUUCAGGAGGUGAAGGAGAUGCAGGCUAACCCCUCCGAUGAUUUCCUGAGCCUUCCCCUUGAGGACAACAUUUUUGAGUGGCAAUUUGCCAUUUUAGGGCCUCGGGAUACAGAAUUUGAGGGAGGCAUCUAUCACGGGCGGAUUCAGUUGCCUGCAGAGUACCCAUUCAAACCACCUUCAUUCAUGUUUCUGACUCCAAAUGGUCGUUUUGAAACACAGACCAAGAUCUGCUUAAGCAUCUCCAAUUAUCAUCCUGAACAUUGGCAACCAUCAUGGAGUGUUCGUACAGCUUUAGUAGCCCUAAUUGCUUUUAUGUCAACCAAUCCAAAUGGAGCUUUGGGUUCACUAGAUUGCAAUAAAGAAGUUCGGCGAGAGCUUGCUAUUAAGUCCCGUGAAACUGCUCCAACAUAUGGAAACUCAGAAAGGCAAAUGUUGAUUGAUGAGAUUCAUCAGUACCUGCUGAAUAAAUCUCCCCCAGUGCCUCAGCUUUUGCCAAACCCAACCACCGAGUCUAGUGAUAGUGCAGUGGGAGAAAUUGAUGCUAUUUCAGAGGACCUUCUGAAUCAACAAAUAGAGGAUAGAGUCGUUGAAGCUGAGAAUGAGACUGGUGCCGCUGCAGAUGCUGGACGCCGAAGUGUCAGCUCAACUACUGAAAUGAAGUCAGGGACACCAACAGUCGAGGUCGGUGAGCAGCACCAAAGGCCUAGAGUUCAGCAAUUGUUCCAAGAUCGCGCUCUCACCUGGGCAGCCAUCUGGCUGGCCAUUGCUAUUCUCAUUCUCCUUAUGAAGAAGUUUUUGAAGUCUAAAAUAGUUGCUGAAUCUAUCAGUGAUUUUUAAAUUGGAGGGACCAUGAAGGAUGUGAUGGGAUUUACUAAUUUACGGUUAUGGAGAAGUACAAAGUUGGACCAUAAACAUCAAAUACUUAUUUGUGUAUAAACUCGUACGAGAUCAACAACAUAUAGACCUGUUACAUUUGUUAUGAGAAAGUGAUGAUGGAUUUGGGUAACUGAUUAGAUCCACCAUUUUGUGGGUAGAUUAUUGUACUAUUAAAGUGAACGAAAAAUUCACUUUCAAUUUAGAGCUGCUUGAGUGAUAAAGAAAA
Messenger RNA from Zingiber officinale, 1306 nucleotides. RefSeq names its product ubiquitin-conjugating enzyme E2 32-like. The record is from RefSeq and is a predicted model, not a curated record. NCBI's taxonomy places the organism in Eukaryota, Viridiplantae, Streptophyta, Magnoliopsida, Zingiberales, Zingiberaceae. The transcript has 6 exons. The coding region runs from base 157 to 1041 and encodes 294 amino acids.